AUGAUGAUCAAGUUCACGGACCGCAGCAUUCAGGUUGGGGCAGAGGCAGUAGAGGGCGACGUACAGUACAUCUUGGAACUUGCUGGCGUAGAGCAGAGUGGUUUCCAAGACGAGAUUGGCACAGCGCCCAUCGCCAGAGUGAAGGCUGAGCUGAUGUGGCCCUGGUGGUUGCUGGGGGCCACUCGCGACGUGACGGUGGCCUACCUGCAGCGCUGCCCGCGCGCGCCCGAGUGCCCCAGGUGCCCGCUCGCGUGUGCUGCGUGCCCCACCUGUUCGCGUCUGGCACCAGCGAGCGUCACUUGCCCCGAGUGCCCAUCGCUGACCUGCCCGGCGGUCGCGGGCAUUGGCGAGGGCGAGGAGUGCGACACGUGGGGCGCCUUCCUGCGGGGGCUCGUGUUCGGGGUCGUGGCUGGCGGCGUCGGCUCCUUUGUCGUGUCCAAGGCGGUGAGCUAUGCAAUGGGGUGGCUCAGGUACGUCGGGGACGAUCUAGUUCGCCAGCGGUGGGUUUCCGGCCGCGUGGCGCUAUCGGCUCCUGAUGCAGGCUGGGACAUCGUGCCGCGUGGGAUGAACGCCGCCCGCGUGUACCGUUUUGCUCAGGAGCCGAGCGCAGUGGAGAAGCAGGCCUACCUUCGCGACGCGGAGCUCCUGGCCGUCCAGCGCUGCCAGCAGAUCGCCGCGCAGCUCGGGCGGCCCGACCUGCUGACGUCGCUCGGCGCCUACUGCUACGGCGACGUGAUGAAUGGGCACACGCCGUCUGCCGCGGCGGUGCACGGUCGUGACCUCCACGUAUUGGCGGACGGCACCGCGAUAUUCGUGGAGGAGGUCGCGCCCACGAGCCUGGAGGCCUUCAUGGGCCGCGCGGAGGGGUUCGGUCGCGACUGGCUGGUGACGGGGCCUCGCGAAGUGUUCUGGUGCACCGACUUCGUCAACAAUGAGGAGAUGGGGAUCGAUGGCCACCGUGAUCGAAUCCGUGCUGUCGCCAAGCUCGAGUGGAUUCAGUGGGGGGUGCAGGAUCACUUUCAGUGCUCUCAGUUCAUUCGCUUGCUGCUGCAGUCGGGCCAGUGCGACGGCGCGACUCUUCAGGCGUGCGAGGCCAUCUUCAGGAGGAUGCUGACGAUAGAGUAUUCGUACCUCGAGAAGGGGCGCGAGCGAGAGGGAGCGAACCGGAGUGGCAGGCUGUCGAUCGAGGGGCAGACGCACUUCUCAUGGUCGACGCGGUUGAUCUCGAGCCCGAUGGUCUGCCCCGACUU
Prorocentrum cordatum is the source of this 1250-nucleotide messenger RNA. The record is from the annotation of a GenBank genome assembly. NCBI's taxonomy places the organism in Eukaryota, Dinophyceae, Prorocentrales, Prorocentraceae.